This is a messenger RNA of Heteronotia binoei (common prickly gecko), 2790 nucleotides long. RefSeq names its product zinc finger protein 665-like. Gene Ontology annotation, molecular function: DNA-binding transcription factor activity; RNA polymerase II cis-regulatory region sequence-specific DNA binding. NCBI's taxonomy places the organism in Eukaryota, Metazoa, Chordata, Lepidosauria, Squamata, Gekkonidae. The transcript is spliced from 9 exons. The record is from RefSeq and is a predicted model, not a curated record. Bases 1 to 2790 code for a protein of 929 amino acids. Gene Ontology annotation, biological process: regulation of transcription by RNA polymerase II.
AUGUCAGCUGAUCCAGUAAAAUCACACCUGGAUGUGCUGACAGAGUGUCGUUCCGACCCAUCUUUUUCUGCUUCAGCCCUGGCUGUGAAGAGAUGUUGUCAGUUGUCAUCUUUGCAGUGGAGCACAAAUGUCUGCUCCCCUCUGGUCCAGUCUCCCUUUGAGGAGGUGACCGUGUAUUUCACCAAGGCUGAGUGGGCCCUGCUGGAUCCAGGCCAAAAAACUCUCUAUAGGGAAGUCAUGGUGGAGAACUAUGGGCAUGUGGCCUCUCUAGCGCCUCUCCGAGGGAAGCAGCCUAACGGCCUCCCUUCCCACCCCACCGCCUGCCUCCUUACCUUAGCGCGCAGGGCACAGGCCAGCAGCAGGAGCAGCGCCGGCGGGGCAAAGGCGCCGGCGGCCGGGAGAAGGCGGGAGGCGCGGCCAUGGUGCGCUCUAGUGCUCCAUGGGCAGCAGCAAGGAGGCGACGGCGCGGGCGGAGGCAGCAGCGAGAGAGAGAGUGAAAGCCCCGGCGGCGGCACCAGCAGCCGCCUGAGCGCAAACUUGCAUGGCCGAAACGCCACUGCCAAUUACAAUCCGUCAGCAUUUGGUUGCGUUCAUUUUGCCAAUGCAGCAGAUGUAGAGGAGGCAACUAGGGAAUUCCAGGGAUUUUCCUUGGAAAAUGCCAAGAAUGAAGAUGCUGAAGGAAACUUGGGAGAUGGAGACGGACCACAGAGCCAGGAGGAAAGCCACACAGCAGGGGAUGAUUGGCAGAACAAGGAGGAUGAGGAUCUGCAUUUUCUAUCAGCAGAUGAAAACCAGAAUGAAGAUAUGAGGGGAAACAUCAGGAAUCAAGAAAGACCUAAGAGGCAGAAAGGCAGCCAUGUGGUUAAGAAGAGGGGCAAACCCAUUCCUUAUCUAAGGGAGGAUUUCCAAGACAUCAUUCUCAUGGUAGAGGAAAAAGAGAAGAGCUUGGAGUGUGGAAGGAACAUCUCAGACCAAACCCAAUGUAAUGUCCAUUUACAAAGGUACAGUGGAACAAACACUCAUCAAUGCUUGGAGACUGGAAAGACCACGAUUCACAGAGCAGAGCUCCAUAAACAUCAAAGAUCACAUACAGGAGAGAAACCUUAUAGGUACUUAGGCUGCAGCAAGAGCUUCUCCAAGACAUCAGACCUUGUUCAGAACCACAGCAUUCACUCAGAAGAGAAGCAGUUUAUCUGCUCAGAGAGUGGAAUGGUGUUCUCUGCUGGAAGAAAGCAUAAUGUACACUUCCCAAAGCCAAAGUGUGGAAAGAAAUUCAGUUGGCGUGGCCAUCUUAAAGAGCAUCAACGAACCCACACAGGGGAGAAGCCUUUUGAAUGCUCAGAGUGUGGGAAGAGAUUCAGUUGGAGUGGCACUCUUCAAAAGCAUCGAGUAACUCACACAGGGGAGAAGCGCUUUGAAUGCUCAGAGUGUGGGAAGAAAUUCAGUCACAGUUAUGGUCUUCAAAAUCAUUUAAGAAUCCACACAGGAGAGAAGCCCUUUGAAUGUUCAGAGUGCGGGAAGAGAUUCCGUAGAAGUGACACUCUUCAAGAGCAUCAACGAAUCCACACAGGAGAGAAGCCCUUUGAAUGCUCAGAGUGUGGGAAGAGAUUCAGUUGGAGUGGCACUCUUCGACAUCAUCUAAGAACCCACACAGGGGAGAAGCCCUUUGAGUGCUCAAUUUGUGGGAAGAGAUUCUGUUGGAGUGGCCCUCUUCAACAGCAUCAACGAACCCACACAGGAGAGAAGCCCUUUGAAUGCUCAGAGUGUCAGAAAAGAUUCAGUUCUAGUAGCAUUCUUCGAAGACAUUUAAGAACCCACACAGGGGAGAAGCCCUUUGAAUGCUCAGAGUGUGGGAGAACGUUCAGUCAGAGUAGCCAUUUACGACAGCAUCUAAGAACCCAUACAGGGGAGAAGUCCUUUAAAUGCCCAGAAUGUGGGAAGAGGUUCAGUGAGAGCGGCUAUUUUGAAGAGCAUCAAAAAACCCACACAGGGGAGAAGCCUUUUGAAUGUUCAGUAUGUGGGAGGACAUUCAGUCAGAGUAGCCAUUUACAACAGCAUUUAAGAACCCAUACAAGGGAGAAGCCCUUUAAAUGCUCAGAGUGUGGGAAGAGAUUCAGUUGGAGUGGCACUCUUCAACAUCAUCUAAGAACCCACACAGGGGAGAAGCCCUUCGAAUGCUCAGUUUGUGGGAAGAGGUUUAGUUGGACUGCCUCUCUUCAACAGCAUCAACGUACCCACACAACAGAGAAGCCCUUUGAAUGCUCAGAGUGUGGAAAGAGAUUCAGUCAUAGUAGCACUCUUCAACAUCAUCAGGGAACCCACACAGGGGAGAAGCCCUUUGAAUGCUUAGAGUGUGGGAAGAGAUUCAGUCGGAGUAGCACUCUUCAACAGCAUCAACAAACCCAUACAGAGGAGAAGCCGUUUGAAUGCUCAGAGUGUGGGAGGAGAUUCCGUCGGAAAGGCACUCUUCAACAGCAUCAACAGACCCAUACAGGGGAGAAACCCUUUGCAUGCUCAGAGUGUGGGAAAACGUUCAGUCGGAGUGGUACUCUUCAAGAGCACCAAAGAACUGGAAGACAGCCUGAGAGCGAGGACAAGCCCCUGCGCCAGCUCUUUCCCCCGCCCAAGACUCGGGUGGAGAAAAGAGAGCUUCGUUUUGCUCUUGGGCUGGCUCCCCUACAGGAAAGGCAGCCCAAGAGCGAAGAGGACGCCCCGCACUGGCUCUUUCCCGCGCCCGAGACUUGGGCGGAGGAAAGAGGUGCAGGAAGGUUGGAGGGGGCGUUUGCAUAG